AUGUAUAGAAUCAGUGAUCCAAACCAAUAUUUGGUAAAAACUGGUGCUUUUAUCGAUGAUGUUAAAUUAUGUAAAAAGGCAUGGAUAUUCCCUGGCCAAAGGUCCAUGUUUUUCGACAUCACUCCCGCGAAUUACACUUUACAACUUCAAGCUAUGACUGCAGAAAAAUUGGAAUUCAAUCUUCCUGCUGUGUUUACUAUCGGUCCAAAAGAUGAACACAAAAGUCUUGAACGUUAUGCCAAAUUGUUGGCAGCACAUGAUAAAAGUUCAGACCAUGUCAAAGAUUUAGUUAGGGGUAUCAUCGAAGGUGAAACCCGUGUAAUUGCUGCGGGCAUGACUAUGGAAGAAAUUUUUCGUGAAAGAAAAGGAUUUAAAGAACAAGUCAUCAAAAGUGUACAAGCUGAAUUGGAUUAA
This is a messenger RNA of Entrophospora sp. SA101, 414 nucleotides long. NCBI's taxonomy places the organism in Eukaryota, Fungi, Glomeromycota, Glomeromycetes, Entrophosporales, Entrophosporaceae. The record is from the annotation of a GenBank genome assembly.